AAAAUGUUGGAAUUUUUUAAUGAAAUUUUAUAAUAUCAAGUUAUUUUUCAUUAUAGUCCAUAUCUCCAGUUAUUCGUUGUGAAAAGUGUUAACAUUACAAAAUAUAUCAAUAAUUUGGUGUGUGACCACCCCUUGCUAAUUAGCUGACCAACACUUUCCCUCUCUCUUAGUAGCUUUGCUUUCAGUCAAAACUAGGUUUUGCCGGAGGGAGUUUCAAAACGUCUGUGUUGCAGGUAGGCGGGACCAGAGAAGAGAGAAAAGGAGGAGCUGGAGUUGGAAGGACCACAUCACUGAGAUUCAGCAUAAACUGAGAUCUACUUCCCUGGACCCCACGUGGACACAGCUUCCCCAAGGACAGGGAAAUUCUAGUGAUUCUUUAGGAAGACAGCCAGAUCGAGCCAGAGAAAGCAUUCUUAGUAGCCUGGGGCACCACUCCUAGAUGUUUCUAAAAAGGCGUAAAUGUGAUGUCAUGCCCGUUGUUUUGGUACGGCCGACCAAUAGGACUCACCUCCUGGAUUCUACAGGAGCCGGGAUGGGCCCUUCCUCUCACCAGCAGCAGGACUCCCCUCUUUCUACCAUAACGCAUUGCGCAGGGUGCACCACCGCCAGGUCUCCCUGCAGCUUUAAUAGUUCUGAUAUGGAAACCUCAUUGCAGUUGCAGCGAGACUUCUUUCCCGAGCAGCAGCAACAGCAGCAAAACCAGCAACAGCCGCAGCAGCAGACGCAAGACAAACCGUGCCUCUCCUUUCAGCAGCACUCAAAGCAGCAUUACUAUCACCACCACCAGCAGCAGCAGCAGCAGCCGCCGCCGCCACAGAUACACCAGUGGCAACCGGGCAGUAGCGGCAGUAGCUCAUGCCUUCAGUGCAACAGCUGCGCCUCCUCCAGCGCCCAGGUGGCGGGGGGAAGGGUAGGGGAUAAUCUGCCUCUGCUGCUCCGCACCUCAUCACCCGGCAGCGUUUUUGGAACCCGCAACUCCUCGCCUGUUUCCACCUCAUCCUGCUGCUGCUGUUCUUCUCGGAGGGGCAGCCAGCUCAAUGUGGGUGAGCUGAAUCCAUCUAGCCAUGCCAGUGUCCCCAGGAAGCAGCAACAGCAGUUCCCACAGUACCAAUACCCUUCCCAGUACCACCAGUGCAGCUUGCAGCAGGCUGCCAGCCCCACUAGCAGCCUCAGAAGCAGCGGCGGUGGCAGCGGGCACCUCCACCACCAUCGCCAUCACCACCACCAGCAGCAGCAGCUGCAGCAGGUUCGCCGGGAAAGCAACCCCUUCACUGAAAUAGCCAUGAGCAGCUGCAGGUACAACGGAGGAGUGAUGCGUCCACUCAGCAACUUAAGCUCCUCCCGCAGGAACCUGCAUGAGAUGGACUCAGAGUCUCAGCCCCUGCAGCCCUCAGCUUCUGGAGGAUGUAGAUCUAAUUCCCCAGCUGCAGUGGUUCCUCCUCCUCCUGCUGCCCCCUCUUCCUCAGCCCCGGAGAUAGUAGUGUCCAAGCCCGAGCACAAUAACUCUAACAAUCUAGCGCUGUACGGGAGUGGUGGUGGUGGUGGUGGUGGAGGAGAUGGAGGAGGUGGGGGUGGAGGUGGGAGAAGCCCCGGACCGGGCAGCAGCGGCGGGACCAAGUCUAGCAAGAAGAAAAACCAGAACAUAGGUUACAGGCUAGGCCUUCGGAGAGCCUUGUUUGAGAAGAGAAAGCGGCUCAGCGACUACGCUCUCAUCUUCGGCAUGUUCGGGAUUGUGGUCAUGGUCAUUGAGACUGAGCUGUCCUGGGGCGCCUACGACAAGGCAUCCCUAUAUUCCCUAGCUCUGAAAUGCCUUAUCAGCCUCUCCACAAUUAUCCUGCUUGGUCUUAUUAUUGUGUAUCACGCCAGAGAGAUCCAGUUGUUCAUGGUGGACAAUGGAGCAGAUGACUGGAGAAUAGCCAUGACUUAUGAACGUAUUUUUUUCAUCUGUUUGGAAAUACUGGUGUGUGCUAUUCAUCCCAUACCUGGGAAUUAUACCUUCACAUGGACAGCCCGGCUUGCCUUCUCCUAUACCUCAUCCACAACAACUGCUGAUGUGGAUAUCAUUUUGUCUAUACCAAUGUUCUUAAGACUCUAUCUUAUUGCCAGAGUUAUGCUUUUACAUAGCAAACUUUUCACUGAUGCCUCCUCUAGAAGCAUUGGAGCUCUUAAUAAAAUAAACUUCAAUACACGUUUUGUUAUGAAGACUUUAAUGACUAUAUGUCCAGGAACUGUACUGCUGGUUUUUAGUAUCUCCUUAUGGAUAAUUGCUGCAUGGACUGUCCGAGCCUGUGAAAGGUACCAUGAUCAACAAGAUGUCACUAGCAAUUUCCUUGGAGCAAUGUGGUUGAUUUCAAUAACUUUUCUUUCCAUUGGUUAUGGUGACAUGGUACCUAAUACGUAUUGUGGAAAAGGAGUCUGUUUACUUACUGGAAUUAUGGGUGCUGGUUGCACUGCACUGGUGGUUGCUGUGGUUGCAAGGAAAUUAGAACUUACCAAAGCUGAAAAACAUGUGCAUAAUUUCAUGAUGGACACCCAGCUAACCAAAAGAGUGAAAAAUGCAGCUGCCAAUGUACUCAGGGAAACAUGGCUAAUUUACAAAAAUACAAAGCUGGUAAAAAAAAUAGAUCAUUCAAGAGUAAGAAAACAUCAGCGUAAAUUCUUACAAGCAAUUCAUCAAGCUCGGAAAUUAAGAAGCGUAAAAAUGGAACAAAGGAAACUAAAUGACCAAGCAAAUACAUUGGUGGACCUGGUCAAGACACAGAGCAUCAUGUAUGACAUGAUUUCUGAUCUAAAUGAAAGAAGUGAAGAAAUUGACAAGAGGGUAAUAACCCUGGAAAAUAAGUUAGAGUCUUUGAUUGGUAACAUUCAAGCCCUUCCUGAACUGAUAAGUCAGACGAUCAGUAAACAACAACAGGAUUUCAUGGAAACUCAGAUGCAAAACUACAACCAGAAUGCUGCCUACAGCGCAGAGCGGUCACGGUCCUUGACCCGAAGGAGGUCCUCCUCUACAGCACCACCAACUUCAUCAGAGAGUAGCUAGAAGAGAAUAAGUUAACCACAAAAUAAAAGACUUUUUGCCAUCAUAUGGUCAAUAUUUUAGCUUUUAUUGUAAAGCCCUAUGGUUCUAAUCAGUGUUAUCUGGGUUCUGAUGUCAGAAUUCUGGGAACCUGAACACAAUGUUUUAGGCCAAAAUGAGUGAAAACUCUUUUUUUUCUUUCAGAUACACAGGGAAUGCACCUAUUAUUACUAUAUAGAUUGUUCCUCCUGUAAUUCCACUAACUUUUUAUUCAUGCACUUCAAACUUUACUACUACAGUAUAUAAUAUAAUAAAAAGGUUAAUUUCUGCAUAUAUUUGCUUUAUCACUCCAACAUAACUUUGAAAAAUCAUAUUUUUGCAUUAUCUUCAAGAGCAAAUGAUCAGUGAGAACAGUUAUAUACCAAUAACACUAAUUUCCAAAAUUUCAAUCUGUUGGGAAAAAAAGUUAAAUUCCUUGGUGCAGUAUUCUUUCAAAUAGUAUAUAAAAUAAGGUCACUAACAUAGCCACCUUUCCAUUUGUAAAACUUAAGGGUUUCUGAUUAAAUUGUAAGUUAAAGACUAGGUUCACUUUUAUCAGGGAAACAAUGGCACAGGUGUCACAAGCUAUUUGACUAAUCAAUUUUCUCCAUAGAAAAUUAGCAUAAUAAUGGUGCCAAGAGUAAGCCAAAAUGAAGUAAUAUUUUCUUAAAUGGAAUUUUAGAAUUUUAACCUUCUACAAAAUAGAUAUUUCAUAACUUCCCUUUUAUUCAUUGAUCAUGGACUAUCUUUUUUGCUUUCAAGAACAUAUGCUUAAUAGAAAGGAGAAUCAAUAUAAGAGGUGCUUUCAUUUUCAUAGACCUUUUUUUAACUAUAACAUGCCAUAAUUACUUUCUCUAGGUCUGAAAUAAAGUUGGGAACAUUUUUGUUCAUGUUUCUAAAAU
Molecule: messenger RNA, 3957 nt
Organism: Sarcophilus harrisii (Tasmanian devil)
Lineage: Eukaryota; Metazoa; Chordata; Mammalia; Dasyuromorphia; Dasyuridae
Gene: KCNN2
Product: potassium calcium-activated channel subfamily N member 2
Exons: 10
Coding region: 440-3040 (866 amino acids)
Biological process (GO): potassium ion transmembrane transport
Cellular component (GO): dendritic spine; neuronal cell body; plasma membrane
Molecular function (GO): calmodulin binding; small conductance calcium-activated potassium channel activity
Source: RefSeq, a predicted model, not a curated record